GGAGUGCUGGAAGAGGGACAAGAAAUUGCUGUAAAGAGACUGUCAAGGACUUCCAUGCAAGGACUUGAUGAAUACAAGAACGAAGUUAUCUAUAUUGCCAAGCUUCAGCACCGAAAUCUUGUGAGACUUUUGGGUUGCUGCAUUCAAGGAGAAGAAAAGAUGUUGAUCUAUGAAUACAUGCCUAACAAAAGCCUGGACUCAUACAUAUUUGAUAAAACAAAGAGCAAAUUACUUGAUUGGCCAAAACGGUUUGAUAUCAUAAACGGAAUUGCUCGCGGCUUGUUAUAUCUUCAUCAAGAUUCUCGACUACGAAUUAUCCAUAGAGAUCUUAAAGCAAGCAAUAUUUUGCUAGAUACAGAUAUGAAUCCUAAGAUAUCAGACUUUGGCAUGGCUAGAAGUGUUGCAGGAAAUGAGAUGGGAGCACAAACACGCAAUGUGGUUGGGACACAUGGCUACAUGUCGCCAGAAUAUGCAAUAGAUGGGAUCUUCUCAGUAAAAUCAGAUGUGUUUAGCUUUGGCGUGCUGGUGUUAGAGAUUGUGAGUGGCAAGAGAAAUAGAGGAUUUGUCCAUCAGGAUCACAACCUUAACCUUCUCGGUCAU
Molecule: messenger RNA, 600 nt
Organism: Capsicum annuum
Lineage: Eukaryota; Viridiplantae; Streptophyta; Magnoliopsida; Solanales; Solanaceae
Product: G-type lectin S-receptor-like serine/threonine-protein kinase SD1-1
Exons: 3
Biological process (GO): protein phosphorylation
Molecular function (GO): protein kinase activity; ATP binding
Source: RefSeq, a predicted model, not a curated record